Sesamum indicum (sesame) is the source of this 2579-nucleotide messenger RNA. RefSeq names its product carbon catabolite repressor protein 4 homolog 1. Lineage: Eukaryota; Viridiplantae; Streptophyta; Magnoliopsida; Lamiales; Pedaliaceae. The record is from RefSeq and is a predicted model, not a curated record. Gene Ontology annotation, molecular function: 3'-5'-RNA exonuclease activity.
UCUUAUUAUUAUUAAUACGUGUUGGAAAGACAUUUUCACGCUCUCUUAUUUCCUUUCUUCCUCUGCUGUAAAACCCUAAUAACUCUUGCAAUCAAUCGAUUCCUCCGCACUUACUUUCCCUCUCUUGAAUUCCUCCACUCUACAUUCACAUGCAAGCUCAAAUCUUUACUCCCCACUCUCUCUAUUCUUUUGAAUAAUCAAUUUUUCCUCAAUUCCGAUUUUAUUCCCACAAGAUCGCCAAUUUUUCCCGUUUCUAUCAUUUUUCUUUUGUAUGAAUUGAUCUCCAUUUUUUGCUAUUUUAAUUGUGGUUUUGAGAGCGCAAGGCUGGCGAUUGGCGCUGUGUAUAGGUGAUGGCGGAUCCGCCACAAGUCCGCCGAGAGUUGGUGCUUGAAUAUUCAAUUCUAUUUGUUUUAGGGUUCCAAGUGACGUUGGAAGAAGAGAGUGAGGCAUUGAAUUCUUGUGGGCUUAGGGUAAAAUGCUGACUGUGCUGCGGGUGCACCUGCCGUCCGAUAUACCGAUUGUAGGAUGCGAGUUGACGCCGUAUGUGCUUUUGAAGCGCGCUGAUAAGUCUGUGAUAACCGAUGAUGUUACUGAGUUAAACCCCAUUGACGGGCAUUUCUUGAGAUAUAAAUGGUAUCGUGUACAAAGUGACAAAAAAGUUGCAGUUUGUAGUGUCCACCCAGCUGAGCAAGCUACAUUACAGUGCCUCGGAUGUGUUAAGGCAAAAAUACCUGUUGCUAAAAGUUACCAUUGUUCUCCAAAGUGUUUUUCUGAUGCAUGGCAACACCAUCGUGUUCUUCACGAGCGUGCGGCUAGUGCUGUAAAUGAAAAUGGAAGCGAGGAUGAAGAAAUUUUUGGGCGCUUCAAUAGUACUGGUAGUAAUGUGGGCCUGUCAACAUCUCACUCAAAUCCCAAUUUGUCAAAUGGUUCUACUGCUGUAUAUCCUGCUACAGUUACUCAGAGGAGUGGUGGUGAAACAUGGUUUGAAGUUGGAUGUUAUAAAACAUAUACACCGACAGCUGAUGAUAUUGGUCAUGUCCUUAAAUUUGAGUGUGUUGUGGUAGAUGCUGAAACAAAGUUAGCUGUGGGACCAGCAAAUACUUUACUAACUUCCCGUGUGAUUCCAGCUCCAUCACCCAGUCCUCGACGCUUGAUAAUUGUGGGUGGAAUUGAUAUGCCUGGGCAUCUAGAUUUGGAUGGUCGUAUUUCAUCUGCAGGGACAUUUACAGUGCUCUCGUACAACAUCCUCUCCGAUACAUAUGCUACAAGUGAACUUUACAGCUAUUGCCCAUCGUGGGCUCUUUCUUGGACUUACCGCAGGCAAAACCUACUGCGAGAAAUAGUUGGCUACCGUGCAGACAUUGUUUGUCUUCAAGAGGUGCAAAGUGAUCAUUUUGAGGAAUUCUUUGCACCGGAGCUAGAUAAACAUGGCUAUCAAGCUCUCUUUAAGAGGAAAACAGCAGAGGUCUUUGGUGGGAACAUCAACAGUAUUGAUGGUUGUGCAACUUUCUUCCGUCGUGAUCGAUUUUCUCAUGUCAAAAAAUAUGAGGUUGAAUUCAAUAAAGCUGCACAAUCUCUAACUGAUGCUUUGGUUCCUAGUGCUCAGAAAAAAAAUGCUUUGAAUCGGUUGGUCAAGGAUAAUGUUGCGCUGAUUGUAGUUCUAGAAGCCAAGUUCAAUAACCAGGGUAUUGAUAACCCUGGUAAGCGCCAGCUUGUUUGUGUGGCAAACACACAUGUAAAUGUGCAUCAAGAGUUGAAAGAUGUGAAGCUUUGGCAGGUCCAUACACUAUUGAAAGGACUGGAAAAGAUUGCUGCAAGUGCAGAUAUCCCAAUGUUGGUGUGCGGUGAUUUUAAUUCAGUUCCUGGAAGUGCUCCUCAUACCCUCCUCGCUAUGGGGAAAGUUGAUCCACUUCACCCGGACUUAGCGAUAGACCCACUUGGAAUUCUUCGCCCUGCUGCCAAACUAACGCAUCAACUACCACUGGUAAGUGCUUACUCAUCGUUUGCAAGAGUUGGGGUGGGCCUUGGACUAGAGCAGAGAAGGAGAAUGGAUCCUGCUACCAAUGAACCCAUAUUUACGAAUUGCACAAGAGAUUUUAUUGGUACUCAUGAUUACAUAUUCUAUUCAGCUGACUCCUUGACGGUCGAGUCUCUGUUGGAGCUCUUGGAUGAGGAUAGCUUGCGCAAAGAUACUGCCCUUCCUUCUCCAGAAUGGUCUUCGGAUCAUAUAGCACUCUUAGCUGAAUUCCGCUGCAAACCUAGGACUAGACGCUGACAAAAGGUCUGGUCCAAAGAAGAAUUUCAAAAAUAGUAGCUGGAACUGUUAUAGAGCACAGAGAAGUGGUUGUAAUUUCCCGUCUAUUUUCUAGGUACAUCCCAAUGUGGGAUCUUUAUAUGAGCUCCUUUGUAUCAUGCCAGCCAUGUCCAAUAGAAAAUUAUAAUGGCUACUUUAGUUUAUUCCCCACCUUGAAAGUGAAGUAUAGGUAGUUUAUAGCUAUGUGCAAUGUGAUCAUGUUGUAUUCCCUUCUAAUUGCUUUAAAGCAGAUUUUGGAAAAAAAAAUUGCCAAGCGUUUUUGAUC